AUGGUCAAAUUUAUUGCAACAAUAAAAGCCAUUAUAACGCGUAUAGUGUUUGCAGCGCAUGGUUUUAUUGCUGUAUGGCAAGUGACAACAUUUAAAAAAAAUCCGUUUUACUGGUAUUUAAGUACUCCAAUAGUAUUAUUGUUUUUCGAAGGAAUUUUUACUGUUACAAUUAAAGCUAAUCAAGAAUGGAAAUGGUUUUGUCCUUCUGUAUUCUUGUAUCUCACCAGUGUUGUUCCAGCUAUUUGGCUCCUGGAAUUAGAUAAAUUAGAUCAACGAAUGCUCACAAAUAUAAAUAUCUCAGAAACUCUUGAUCUAACCAAUUUAGCAGCUAAAGAUUUAAAACAUUUGGAAAAGGUUUUUGGGGUUAAUUUAAGAUUACCAGAAAUUCAAAUAUCAACAGAAACAUGGGUAACUUUGAUAGAACAAUUUUUAAUGCUUGUUUUAAUUAUUGGACGAUGGAUGUUACCAAAAGGAGAUUUAACUCGGGACCAAUUAAGUCAACUUUUACUUGUUUACAUUGGAACAGCUGCUGAUAUUAUAGAAUUUUUUGAUUCAUUUAAAGAAGAUAAAAUAGCACGAGAAUUACUUUUAGUCUAUUUGACUUUAGGAAUCUGGUCAUGGUCAUUAAUGCAAUUUACUGUAGUUCUUACGGCAACAAAAUCAAGAAAAGCUCGAUUGUCUUCUGGAACUACAGUCAAAAGAAAAGUACCUACGGAGACUAGUUGUUGUAGUAUUGAUGUUUGGGCUAUAACUCUUAAUAUGAUUCUUCAAGAUGCUCCAUUCCUUGCUUUUCGUUUACUUAUCAUUAUUCAUUAUCGAAUUGUCAGUUAUAUGAAUAUAUUCUUUACCUGCAAAAAUACCUUGGUUAUUCUUUUGCAACUCUAUCGACUCUACGUUGUUGAAAGUGAAAAUAGAAUUAAAAAAAGAAACAAGUGGAAAAGUGAAAAGUAUGAAAUUCCAAGCAUCAGUAUUGUUGCUAGAGAUGAUAUGUAUGGAUACAAAAAUUCUCGAAGAAAACGAAAGCGAAAUGCUAACGAGAAUCAAUCUGAUAGUGAUGAUUACUUUUCUGAUGAUAAUCAUAUUUAUCACAAUAGUCAUAAAAAAAAUAAAAGUGCAUCAACAUAUCGACAUAAAAUGAUUGAUAAUGGAGAAUCAUGUACGGAAGAUAGAGAUGAAAAAAUGAGAGCAUGCGUUGAUAAAAAGAAAUCAAAAAAAGUCAGAGAUAUUGAAGAGGAUAGAAAAAUUGCAAAGAGAAAGGAAAAAGUUAUAAAACUUGAACGUGGAAAUAAAGCAAUGAACAAAUCGUCUACUGAAGAUUCAGAUGAGUUUAGUGAAAAUAAUAAUCAAAGUAAUGAAAUAUCUGAAAUAGAUUCAGAGCAACAAAUAAGAUAUCAACGUCGUAAAAAUCAUCAUAGAAAAUGA
Chelonus insularis is the source of this 1422-nucleotide messenger RNA. Its product is annotated as transmembrane protein 26. The record is from RefSeq and is a predicted model, not a curated record. NCBI's taxonomy places the organism in Eukaryota, Metazoa, Arthropoda, Insecta, Hymenoptera, Braconidae. The transcript has 5 exons. Bases 1 to 1422 code for a protein of 473 amino acids.